AUGGAUUCCAUAGAAUCGUGUGUUCCUCCUGGCUUUCGUUUUCAUCCAACGGAGGAGGAGCUGGUUGGCUACUACCUCAAAAAGAAGGUGGCCUCUCAAAAGAUUGACCUUGAUGUCAUCAGAGACGUUGAUCUUUACAGAAUUGAGCCAUGGGAUCUCCAAGACUGUUGCCGUAUUGGUUAUGAGGAGCAAACGGAGUGGUAUUUUUUCAGCCACAAGGACAAGAAGUAUCCGACAGGCACAAGAACUAACAGAGCAACAAUGGCGGGAUUUUGGAAGGCAACGGGGAGGGAUAAGGCUGUUCAUGAUAAGAAGAUGCUCAUAGGAAUGAGGAAAACACUAGUGUUUUACAAGGGAAGAGCGCCUAAUGGACAGAAGUCAGACUGGAUUAUGCAUGAAUACAGGCUUGAGACUGAAGAGAAUGGGCAGGCUCAGGAAGAAGGUUGGGUCGUCUGCCGAGCAUUCAAAAAGCGCACCAACGGCCAAACAAAAAGCUUCAUUGCCCACUGGGACUCCAACUACAACAUCUUCCCCAACCCCAACACCAGACUCCACACAACCUUCAUCGAUCAACAUCCCAACAUUUCUAAUCCCCAUCAUCUAAAUCCCAAAGAUUUCUUCUUAAAUCAGGAAAUGGUACUCCCAGGCGGACUAACAAAGCUGCUUCAGUGCCCCAACGCCUUCCUCCAACUUCCACACCUCGAGAGCCCUCAUCCCUUUCCGCUCAUAAAAACUUCUUGCAGCAGUUCUGUUUCUGUUAAUGCCGGUUCGGUGCAUGAGAAGGAGGGGGACAGAGAGGGAAGUUGCGCCGGCGAUCAGAGAGUCACUGAUUGGCGAGCGCUGGACAAGUUCGUGGCGUCGCAGCUGAGUCGAGAGGAUGGUUUUGUUGGAGAUUGUGAGGCGGGAGAGAAUGGUUCGGAGAUGGCGUUCCUAUUGGUUGAUGAUGGGGGAGAGGAGGAAGGGAGGAUGAAGGAGAGUUGUGUUGGUGAUGUUGGAUUCUGCGUGUUCGAGUAGUAGAGUUGCAGGAGCAGGUGAUGCAA
Molecule: messenger RNA, 1040 nt
Organism: Phalaenopsis equestris
Lineage: Eukaryota; Viridiplantae; Streptophyta; Magnoliopsida; Asparagales; Orchidaceae
Product: NAC domain-containing protein 105-like
Exons: 3
Coding region: 1-1014 (337 amino acids)
Biological process (GO): regulation of DNA-templated transcription
Molecular function (GO): DNA binding
Source: RefSeq, a predicted model, not a curated record